AUGUCUUGCUGCAAAGGUCCCGGCUACGCGUCACCAUUAGACGCAUUUCACAAUGGCCCUAGAGAGGAGCUGUUGUACGUGAUCUGUGUACAACCCGACAAAACGAAGCAGGACUAUGUUGCUACGGUUGACGUAAACCCUAAAUCCUCUACUUAUAGUCAGGUCAUACACAGGACAUAUACUGGUGCAGUAGGUGACGAACUGCACCACAGUGGAUGGAAUGUCUGCUCCAGCUGCUACGAUAGACCAGAACUGAAGAGAGACCUACUCGUCUGUCCAAGUCUCCAUUCGAGUAAUGUCUACAUUGUUGAUGUUGGUACAAAUCCUAGGAAACCAGAAUUGCAUAAGGUAAUCGAUGGCUCAGAAAUGAGGUCGUUCAACUGCAGUUUCCCACACUCGGUACACUGCCUGGCGAGUGGAGAGGUCAUGAUAUCCACUAUGGGUGACGCAGAGGAAAAUGGAAAAGGAGAUUUUGUGCUGAUUGAUUCGAAGACUUUGAAAGUUACAGGUUCUUGGGCAAAAGGAGAGAAGAGAGCUAAAUUUGGUUACGAUUUUUGGUAUCAACCGUACCACGACGUUAUGAUCGCAACUGAAUGGGGUUCACCGAAACAUUAUAAAAAGGGUUUCCAGCCCUCGGAUCUAUCCAAUCCAGACAUAUAUGGAACCAGUCUCAAUUUUUACCGCUGGUCGACGCACGAGUUAAUUCAAGUUAUAGAUUUAGGGACGGAAGGGUAUGCACCCCUUGAGACCAGGUUCCUACAUAAUCCCAAAGCCGCUGAGGGAUUUGUGGGGUGCGCAGUACUAGGAAACGUAUACAGAUUUUACAAAAACAGCAAUGGAACAUGGAGCGCCGAUAAAGUCAUCGAUAUCCCAGCUAAAACUGUGUUACAAGGUGGAGCUGAAACUAAAAUUAAUGCUCUGGUAGGCGACAUAUUGUUGUCAUUGGACGAUAAGUACCUCUACUUAUCAUGUUGGAUGCACGGAGACGUGAGACAGUACGAUAUAUCAGAUACGAAAAAUCCAAAGCUCGUUGGACAAAUUUUCCUUGGCGGGCAAAUAGCGAACAACGACCUAAAUGUAAUCGAUGACAAGGAAUUGGAGGAACCACCAAAGCCUGUAAUUGUAAAAGGAAAAAGGCUUUAUGGCAGUCCACAGAUGAUACAACUAUCUCUAGAUGGAAAACGACUGUAUGCAUCCAGCUCUCUGUAUUCACCCUGGGAUAAGCAAUUUUAUCCUCAAAUGAUCAAAGAGGGUGGAUGGAUUGUGAAAAUAGAUGUGGACACCGAAAACGGAGGACUGAAGUUAGAUGAAGAUUUUCUUGUGCAUUUUGGUGAUGAACCUAACGGCCCGGUUUUACCUCACGAAAUUAGGUACCCUGGAGGAGACUGCACUUCAGACAUUUGGUUAGCUAAGGAAUAG
Messenger RNA from Pieris macdunnoughi, 1419 nucleotides. NCBI's taxonomy places the organism in Eukaryota, Metazoa, Arthropoda, Insecta, Lepidoptera, Pieridae. The record is from the annotation of a GenBank genome assembly.